Arabidopsis lyrata subsp. lyrata is the source of this 1622-nucleotide messenger RNA. RefSeq names its product mitochondrial phosphate carrier protein 1, mitochondrial. Gene Ontology annotation, biological process: mitochondrial phosphate ion transmembrane transport. The record is from RefSeq and is a predicted model, not a curated record. Gene Ontology annotation, cellular component: mitochondrial inner membrane. Lineage: Eukaryota; Viridiplantae; Streptophyta; Magnoliopsida; Brassicales; Brassicaceae. The transcript is spliced from 6 exons. Gene Ontology annotation, molecular function: phosphate transmembrane transporter activity. Bases 369 to 1298 code for a protein of 309 amino acids.
CCGGUAACGGCAACGAAUCUAUCCGCCGGCAUGAAACCUAAAUUGAAAUUACAAUUUCCCUUAAAGAUUCGUUUUUUCCGCCAACCUUCCCGAAAGCUUGGGACUUUAUUUGUAGAAAAAGUAAAAGAGAGCCUUUGUGUUUAUUUCUGAGCCUUGUCUUUGUCCGUGAGACGUGGACGAGCGAUCUCCAUCAGAAAAUGAGAACCCUUCCACGUACACUCUUUGCCUUUUCUUCUAUAGCUUCCUUGUGACGUGUUUCUUCGUUUCUGGGUUUUGGGUUUACCAGAGAAAAAGCCAAAGAACAACUUUUGUUCUGAGAGAUUACGAUUAGGGUUUAUCAAGGAUUUUGAAACGAUUUUGGUAAGAAGAUGACAAGAGUCAAGAGUAAACUAGACGAUGAAUUGUCGUCUCCUUGGUUUUAUACUGUUUGCACCAUGGGAGGAAUGCUUAGUGCUGGAACAACCCAUUUAGCUAUAACUCCUCUUGAUGUCCUCAAAGUCAAUAUGCAGGUGAAUCCAGUGAAGUACAAUAGCAUUCCUUCCGGUUUCUCUACUCUCUUAAGAGAGCAUGGCCAUUCCUAUCUUUGGAGAGGUUGGUCAGGGAAGCUUUUAGGUUAUGGUGUUCAAGGUGGAUGCAGAUUCGGACUCUAUGAGUACUUCAAGACACUCUACAGCAAUGUGUUACCUAAUCAUAACAGAACUUCCAUAUAUUUUCUCAGCAGCGCUUCUGCUCAGAUAUUCGCCGAUAUGGCUUUAUGUCCUUUUGAAGCCAUAAAAGUUAGAGUUCAGACGCAGCCCAUGUUUGCAAAAGGGUUGCUUGAUGGAUUUCCAAGAGUGUAUAGAAGUGAAGGUCUUGCUGGCUUCCACAGGGGACUUUUUCCGCUCUGGUGUCGCAAUCUUCCAUUUUCUAUGGUGAUGUUCUCAACGUUUGAGCAGUCAGUUGAGUUUAUAUAUCAAAAUAUUAUCCAGAAAAGGAAGCAAGAUUGCUCUAAAGCUCAACAACUUGGUGUCACAUGUCUUGCUGGCUAUACUGCUGGAGCCGUAGGUACAGUCGUCUCUAACCCCGCAGAUGUGGUUCUUUCAUCUCUCUACAACAACAAAGCCAAGAGUGUGUUGCAGGCUGUGAGGAAUAUUGGGUUUGUUGGUCUUUUCACCAGAAGUCUUCCUGUUCGGAUCACGAUUGUUGGACCUGUCAUUACCUUGCAAUGGUUCUUCUACGAUGCUAUCAAAGUCUUAAGCGGAUUCCCUACAAGUGGAGGAGUGAAGAAACCAGUGGAUGCAACUAAAUUAUCAGUGUGAAGCUUAGCAGAGUAGAUCAAUCUCUAUCAACAAUAAAACCAGGAACUCAAAACAUACUGUCAUGUAAGAUUCUCUCGCGAGUAAAUACCGAGGCGUUGUGUAGUGGUUGGAAGGAACAUUUUGAUCUUUUUUGUUUUAUGCGCAAAUGCAUUUGCUCAACCCCUGCCUAAAAUUGGAUUGUAAGUAAAGUGCUAAUGAGUGAUAUUGCUGUAAACAGAAACUAUGAUCUUUAACUGAUUGAUGUCAAAGGAAGUGUCUGGUUUUUAUCUUUGUUAUGUUCUGAACCAAUUUGUCUUAAGUAGAGAAGACUGAGAUUUUGCUGUU